AUGCGAGAGCACCCCAACAUACGCCACGUAUUCGAGGAUGUUCUUAUCUUCAAGGACAUGAAAGGACAAUGCGUCAAGAUGGGACUCACUGUGAAUUUGAAUGACCCAGAGUUCGAAACCGACAUUUUCAUUUGUGGGCCUAGUUGCAAGGGCCUAUCCAAGCUCAACGCAUCUAGGGCCAGUGACUUCGGAUGCUAUGAACGCGAGGAAGAAGAUCAGUCUGGAACAUCGGGUCCAACAUACCACUAUGGUUUCAAACUGGCAGUGGAGAACCUAUGUCCCGUUUUUGCCAUCUAUGAGAAUGUGAUUGGUGCCACGGAAUGUGCACAGCUCCCUUCCGGGAAAGUGCUGGAAUCACCGGUUCAAGUUGUCACCAAACACAUGAAAGAAGCGGGGUACAACUUUGUAUGGAAAAAGGUUGAUUCGCAACACUAUGGGCUGCGCCAACGUCGGUGUAGGGUCUGGGGAUUGGCCGUCCUGAACACUGGUGGAGGGAGCCAGUCUGAUUUGAAUGAACGUUUCGAUUUCCUGCUACAUUCCAUGCAGUCCAACUUCCAGUUCCCUAUGUCUGAAGUUUUUCAGAAGAAAGCAGAGGAAAAGCCAAAGGAGGGACGGCAUGACCAACUAGUGAACUUUUCACGGAAUGUUUUUGCCGGCAAUCAAAAUGUAUUCGUUGACUGCUCCACAAGCAUGAGAAACCACAUUCAUGCUGCUGAUGUUUGCACCUGCAUCACCCCGGGUCAUCCUGUUUACUCAACCGAGUUGAAACGGUACUUGACUGGGAGAGACUUCCUGAUGUGCCAGGGUCUUUGGCCAAGCUGCUGGUCUUCUGAUGUGUUCCAACAGUUGGUUUCUGAUCCCAAAUUUGCUCAAGACAUUGCGGGAAAUAGUUUUUCCUCAACUGUAUGUCAAGCCGUGGUACUGACUAUGUUUGGGUGCGGGCAAAAUGCUUGGAAUACUCUCACACGGACUGUUUCAGCGCCUUCGGCACCUUCAGCCCAGCCACCAGCAGUUGUUCGAAGAGUACGUGCAAAGCGGCCAGCCCCAGAGUUUGACCAUUUGGUGAACCAUCCACCCAACAAAAAAGGGAAGGUAGAGCCAAAGCCCAGAAAGAAUAACCUCAAAAGGAAACGUCGUCAAGCCUACAGACGCAAAGUUCCAGGUGUUGACGGUAGAACGAGGCAUGCGGAGAGCUCCAAGCCCAGAGGCAAGAAAAUCAUGGCAACGAUUUGGCAGAAGGAAAUGGUGGAACGAAUCAAAGCAGGUGAGGAGACAGACUACCACUUUGUGCAGAAGGUUUUGGGUCAAGCAAUUGACCAGUGGAACAAAAUCGUGGAUGAGAUGCGGGAAAGAGUCAACGAUCCCGAAUUUAUCCUCAAGGUCUUGAACGAAGAAGCGCAAGCAUUGGAGGGUGAAUACGGUAUGGAAACGGCAAUUCAUACUGUUCGCAAGCGUUUUGAUGAUGCCCUUCCAAGAAUCGCGGUGAAGGGAACAGAUGCAUCAAUGAGGCAUUGCUUGGAAAGAUGCUUGGAUCUACCAUUCACUGAUGAGGAGUUGCGAGAGAGAAGGCGGCGCUUGGGACUAAGUCUAGAAGAUCGAGCCCUGGUGGUGUGCGAUUUUGCACCGCAACAUUCAAUGAAACACUUUGAGUCAUUGAAGCGUGAGUGGAGUGUCCAGCACAACGCGGCCACUUGCCGUAUAAUCAGCGAACUGUCGUCGAUUUUGACGUCUCUGCAUGCAGACGCAUACGCUAUUCAAGCCUUGAACACCCUGGGGAAUGGAAAGCUGGUGUGGACAUCGUGGAUGAGCCGCGGAUUGAUCGAUGAGCAAGACAUCGCUAUGUGGCGCUUCGGAGGUGAUGUCCAGAAAGUGAGAGAGAUCCUGAAGCCGGAGAAGGACAUGAUGCACCAAUUUCUGAAGCUAGUGGAAGUGCCUGAUAUGACCACAUCCGAUGAAGAAUUGGCAAAACUUGAUCAUCUACGUCUUGAGCCUCUUGCUGGUGAAAGGCAAAUGUACUGGGCUAUUCAGUCUGGCAGUGAUGUAUCCACUCGUCAACCCCUACCAGUUUGGAUGUAUUCUCCAAUUUCCAUGGCCUUGUUCAAAUGGCUUGAGCAGAACCGAAAAUGGGAAGACAGGAUUGAGUUGAGAAUGAGGGAAGGCAAAAACUUGGAACCAAAGAAGCAGUUGGAAUAUGAACAAUGGUGCAAGGAAUCUGGAUCAAUGAAUUUCCUGUUCUCCAAGAAAACCAAGAAACAGGUGACCACCAUUCGAAAGAAUUGCGAUGUCAGCAAGAUCAAGGAUUUUCUCUUCUCAGUCCAUGUUACUUUCUCAACUGAGCCAAGCCGACUUGGCAUCAAAUCUGCUACGGGACCUCAGCAGCGACUGGUGAUUCUGAAAGGGGAACCAGUGACAAGCAGUGAUGUGCCUGAAGUUUUGGACACAGGACUACAUGAGGAUGCCCUGAACCAUCUACAUGAGAACGAGGAGAAUGAGAGCAAUGAUGAGGGAGAAAACGAGGAGUUGAACUUCCAGGCCCCCCCACAUGGUGAAUUUGGUGAAGACACUGGUGAAGGCCAGGAGGAAACAAGUGACCAUGAGAUCUUGGCCGACAGUGAUGACGAAGAAAUGUGGCAGGCACUUCUGUCAAACAAGCACUCACGAGUGAAAUCCUUCCAUCACCGUGAGGCAUAUCGAAAAUUAGACGAAAGAGGCUUGGCCGACAUUCCACCAGUCAAGGGGUGCACAUUAGUCUAUCAUUCAACCUCGAUGCAGUGGCAGGGCUACUAUCCGUCGGUGAGUUCAGGCUUGUCAUGCACAUGGGGCGGUGUUAGCAAGCGCAGUGAGGCUGAGGCACUUUUAAAAGUGAUCAUGGCUAUUGUCAGAGCUCAUGUGGAGAAGUGUCCGAAAGAAAAAUUGUGGCUCCGCCAGCUGGAAAAGCUGAAAAAUGCGGAGGUGGAACGAAUCAAAGCAGGUGAGGAGACAGACUACCACUUUGUGCAGAAGGUUUUGGGUCAAGCAAUUGACCAGUGGAACAAAAUCGUGGAUGAGAUGCGGGAAAGAGUCAACGAUCCCGAAUUUAUCCUCAAGGUCUUGAACGAAGAAGCGCAAGCAUUGGAGGGUGAAUACGGUAUGGAAACGGCAAUUCAUACUGUUCGCAAGCGUUUUGAUGAUGCCCUUCCAAGAAUCGCGGUGAAGGGAACAGAUGCAUCAAUGAGGGUGCAUGCGGCACGACUAUGUCGAAAGUGUGGCAUGAUGCCAACUGCGAACACAAAGCCGGGGAAGCAUCUACCACCAGAGCAUCCCCAGAUGCAAAAGGUGAGAUCUUGGCUACAAGCCCAGAUCCAUUCCGGCCGUUGCCAUGGUCAACUACUAUGUAACUUUGACCAGGUAUGGACUUUGAUGUUCAGACCAGCCAAGUCUCUGUUGAACCAGAGAGAUUCUGUGGAUGAGCUCAGCAGUUCAUGCAGCCUGAAGCGCCUGAGGCAUUGCUUGGAAAGAUGCUUGGAUCUACCAUUCACUGAUGAGGUAGAGGUACAGAGAGAAGUGCAUAGGCCUAGAAUCCAAGGUGGACCCGGUGCAUCAGGAUCAGUUGAACAAUGGCGAGCGCCACAUACACUCACCACAGUCAGUUGGGCAGAUGGAACCAUGACACGAGGGUUUGUCACCAUCAAAAGGGAGUACCUUUCGGAGUCACAGCGCGAAUUGAUCAACAAGGACUUUGUUUUUUUCCACAUGUUCCAAAGUUUCAGUCAUAUUGCAUACUUAUACACAUAG
Molecule: messenger RNA, 3774 nt
Organism: Cladocopium goreaui
Lineage: Eukaryota; Dinophyceae; Suessiales; Symbiodiniaceae
Source: the annotation of a GenBank genome assembly